This is a messenger RNA of Chilo suppressalis (striped riceborer), 3563 nucleotides long. NCBI's taxonomy places the organism in Eukaryota, Metazoa, Arthropoda, Insecta, Lepidoptera, Crambidae. The record is from the annotation of a GenBank genome assembly.
UAAGAGGUACUGUUAUGUCAAAAAUUGCCAUACGCGUCGGUUAUGUGUAAGAAGACGGUCAUUGCUUGUUGCAACUAUUUGUUUUGUAAAUGUGGUGCAUUCAUGUGAUAAUGAGAAAACAAACGGUAGACUAUAAAUUUGUUAAGUGAUGCAUGUGUUCUAACUCCAGUGCCCAGUUAUAAAUUUGUUUUUUUGUAUGUCAUUGGCCCGACAAUAUGGCGGCUCCUCGACAUAAAUCACAACAGAAAAAUAUAUCUUCUAUAUUCUCGAAAUUACACGGUGCUUUUUCGGACGCAGUAUGCCCUACGAAGCUAGCAACCGACAAAAGAACAUUAGACAAAACAUGGAAACUAAUGGACAAAGUGGUGAAAUUGUGUCAACAUCAUAAGAUGAACCUAAAAAACAGUCCUCCUUUUAUUCUUGAUAUUUUGCCGGAUACAUAUCAGCGAUUGCGCGUAAUUUACUCUAAAUACGAAGAUAAUAUGCAGGCUUUAAACAAUAAUGAACAUUUCAAUAUAUUUAUAAUUAAUUUGAUAAGGAAAUGCAAACAGGCUAUAAAGUUGUUCAAGGAAGGAAAGGAGAAAAUGUUUGACGAAAAUUCUCACUAUAGGCGUAAUUUGACAAAGUUGAGCUUGGUCUUUAGCCACAUGCUUAGUGAGUUGAAGGCUAUGUUUCCCAAUGGGACAUUUGCUGGUGACCAGUUUCGUAUUACAAAAAGUGAUGCUGCAGAAUUCUGGAGAACAAACUUUGGCAAUAGUACGCUGGUGCCGUGGAAAAUUUUCCGAGAGGAGCUGAACAACGUGCACCCGAUAUCUUCAGGUCUCGAGACGAUGGCGCUGAAGACCACCAUAGAUCUCACAUGCAACGACUUCAUAUCUAACUUUGAGUUCGACGUAUUUACACGGUUAUUUCAGCCGUGGAGUACGUUGCUCAGAAAUUGGCAGUUGCUGGCUGUGACCCACCCGGGAUAUGUGGCGUUCCUGACGUACGACGAAGUCAAAGCUCGCCUGCAGAAGUAUAUACACAAGGCUGGCAGUUACGUGUUUAGGUUAUCAUGCACUCGCCUCGGCCAAUGGGCAAUAGGCUACGUAACGGUCGACGGAGAGAUCCUACAGACUAUACCACAGAACAAGAGUUUGGUGCAAGCCCUGCUCGACGGUUACAGAGAAGGAUUCUACUUAUACCCCGACGGUCGGGACGUGAACCCUGAUCUGAGCAGCGCCAUCAUAUCGCCAACUGAAGAUCACAUCACCGUCACGCAGGAGCAGUAUGAGCUGUAUUGUGAAAUGGGAAGCACGUUUCAACUAUGUAAGAUAUGUGCAGAGAACGACAAAGACAUUCGGAUAGAGCCGUGCGGUCACUUGCUCUGUACACCUUGUCUCACUGCUUGGCAAAUCGAUUCUGAAGGACAGGGCUGUCCGUUCUGCCGGGCUGAGAUCAAGGGAACAGAACAAGUGGUAGUGGAUGCGUUUGUGCCCCCACGCCCUCCUAACUCCGAUCACAAGAACUCAAACACAAAGACUGCAGUGAAACCGGUAUCUUCGAAUUCGUCAGGGUCAUCAGGCUCGUCAGGGUGCAAUGGAUCUAGCGUAGAUGUCACAAUAUCAAAUAACUCAAACGGUUGGUCGUCGAGAAACACAACGUUCAACGGGUUGACUGACGAUAUCGACGAUGCUGAGGAUUGGGCGGAAUUCAAUGCAGCCACAUCCACGAUAGACGGUCUUCGCCCUUCUGUACGAUCGCCGGCGGCUUCGCCACGCCACUCACCUCGCGCGACCCGUAGAGCGCCCGCGCCUGCCGAGAACGCGUACGGGGAGCUUAGGGCUCCGCCCCUACCGCCUAGGAAGAGCCUGUCUCCUGCUGAACCGGCUAUAGCGUCCGCAUCUAGCGUACAAGACAUCGUUACUGCUACGGCGCAGGAGCCAAGAAGGCGGUCGUCUUUAGAGCCCGAACCAGAUUCGAGGCAUCGUCUGACAUCUGUUAUCACCGGCUCUACGGAAACUAUUACAGGGAUAAUAGACACUAGACACGAGGUACCUCCCGACCCAAGGGCAUUCGAGAAGCCCCGUCGGGCUUGCACACCCCAAUCUAACUGUAGACCUUUACCCGCACCCCCUCCCGAACGAAAUUUUUCCGACGACCGACCAACGCCAACUGAAUCCCGCACAAUCCUUGACAGAAACACAGACAGACAUACACCAGACGCGAGGCAAAACGACAGACAUCCGAUGCCAGAAAAUCGACUAGACCACAGACCCGCAAACCUCCCUGAAAAACCGGCACACAUCGACAAUCGACCACACGUAGAACACAGACCAGAGAGACAUGUCCUCCCCAACCCUGAAAAUAGAACAGAUAGACUAUUACCGAAUCUCGAAUGCAGACAAGAAAGGCAUACGCAAGACGCGCAAAGACAUGUUACGAGUACAGACAGACAUGUGCCAAUUCCGGAGCCCAGUAAAGUGCACUUGGGGUUUGUGGAGAAAAUUCCAGAUCGGCAUGCGGAAUCAAGGCAUAUAGAGUUUAGACAUCCACCUGAAAGGCCUCCGGAUAAACCUUCCAGUUUUGAAAGGGAGAGAAAUGAAAGAGUACCGCCUAGGCAAAGGUCUUUGCCUUCCACGACUAGUGGAAGUGUAGACCAGCCCACGAAGUCGACGACUAUGCCCAAAUUCCCUUCGGAAGAGGCGAAGGAACCCUCUUACGAAAACGUCAGCGUCGAAAAAAACGAGUUAGCGGUUGGACCAAAGAAAUUCAACCCUUUAACGCACGACAAGCACGGAAGAAAGUAUGCUGACAACGUCUCCUAUGAAAACAUAAAUUUAGAUUAUAUCGCGAGGCUAGUAGGGGAGGGUUAUCCGAAAGAUAUCGUGGUCAGAGCUUUGGGUAUCACCCGUAACGAUCUGGAGAUGGCAUGCGAUAUAUUACACGAAUUUGGCGCAAAAGUACCGAAUAAAUGUUAGCUAACAGUUGAAUUAGUUUGAAAAGUUAAAAUCUGGGAUUACAAGUUGGUGUGUGCCAUUCGUAUACAAAAUAACUGAUACAGAAACAAAAAUGGCCGAUAUGUCGUUUCGAUUGGUCAAAAUAUCUGUUUUCGUAUUUGCAUUCGAUUGAGUCGUUUUUUGCUUGAGGCUUCAUUGGUGAAUGGCGUUGGAAAUAAAUGCAGACGGCCUGCAAUGUUUUAUGCGAGUUUCAGUCAUGAGUGUCCAUGAGGAGUGUUCUGAAAUUUCCAUUCUGGGAAUGCUUUAUAGAAGUUUAACAAUACCUAUUAAAAUAUAACAGUUUCUCUUGCACCUAUGGAGAUUUUAUUCUAUGCUGUGUUUAUAACCAAUCAAAUUGGUAUUGCAAGCUCAGAAAAAAUCUGUGAUAGUAAAAAAAAACUAAAAUUUACCUCUCCAGUUUUAGUACUUCAUGACACGUCUCAUAGAUUUGAUCGAACGGCAUCAUACAAUGUCAAGGCAAUUAGUACCUUAUGAAUUAAUCGAUAAGUCUGAUUUUGGAUGUUGGCGUGUAAAAAAGACAAAAGACCUUUGUCUACUUCAAUUAAAAACUUCGCUUGCGUCGUU